UCUGUUGCGUGUUAAAAAGUUAUUAUAUAAAAAGAGCAGCAGCGGCGCGGAAUCCUUGGAAAAGGCAGAAACGGACUUAAAAAUCUCCCACUCUGUGGACUCCAUUUUUGUAGAGGAAGAACAAUGGGUGGAUUCGAGAAGCAGGUGAAGGAGAGGGCCACGGAAUUGAAGAAAUUCUUCAAGAAGGGAGCCAAGAUCGUCGAAGAAACUUGCAAGAAAGGCUGGCACAAACUCAAGCACUUCAAACGCUGAAUCCUCAACCGGACGAUGAAACCUAGUUUCUUUUCUUAUGAUAAUCAUCUCUCAUUCUUCUUCUGUUGUAUAAUUUAGGGUUUCCUUCUCUUCUUCUAGCUUCAAUUUGUUGUUCCAAUGCUUUCUUGUUUGCUUUCUGGAUUCUUACUUGCCCUAAUUUUUCUCCGGAUUCGCCAUUAAUUCUUUAUUUUCCUUUCUUGUUCUCGUUCUCGCUGUGUUCAUCGCUGGGUUUCUUCAUCUUAAAUCUCGACUUCCUUCUUCUUCUUUUAUUGUGUUAUAUUUUUGUUUAUAAGAUUGCACGCUGUUGGAUGAACCGAAUAAACAAAGUUCGUCAAAUUCCGAAAAUUCUUCAAAGGAAUCGAAAUUACAGUAAUGAUAUGAUACUGAGAUUCCCAACCCUCCAUUCGGAUUCUGGAUUUUGGGUUUUUUUUAUCUUAAAUAAUGUGCACGGAAAAGRCAAAAUUAAUCGACGAAAUUGAUUAUGUAAUUUAUUAUUUUAUGAAAUAAGUGGGGCAAAUUUAUAUAUUUCGAAAAUCGAGGGCGCUAUAGGAGAAAUUCCAAAAUAUAGAAUUUGGAAAGUAAUCCCUCUCCCUCAGCUUACAUUGCAUUUAUGCCCUUCCCUUAAAAUUGCGCCCAGAAUCGAACGACGAACUUGAUUUCCAUCUCUGAAACUCUGUUAUCGACGAUUGGAACUGUGAGUUCCGUUUUCCGAUCAACUACCAAGAGGAAGAUGAUGAAGCUUCUUAAUUGGAAUAAGCUUUUUACCAAUCUGCUUCGGAGCUCUCAGCAAUCCAAUUCCAUGGCAUUCGCUUCACUUUUCUGUACUGAAUCUCUUUCCCCGCGCUUCUCUUCCGCUUCGCCGACUCCAUCUUCACUUCUCGACAAAAUCUUAGCCGUCCGAGACCCGAAAAUCUCUGCUGUUCCGGUGCUGGAGAAGUGGGUCGGCGAUGGCGGAGCGRUUGGGAAGCAGGAACUUCAAUCGCUGGUUCGCCUCAUGAAGAGCUUUCGCCGCUUUAAUCACGCUUUACAGAUAUCUCAGUGGAUGACCGAUCGGAGGUACUUCAGUCUAUCGUCGAGCGAUGUAGCAAUGAGGCUGGAUUUAAUCCGCAGAGUUCACGGUCUGGAACACGCAGAACAUUACUUCAAUAGUAUAUCUUCUCGGUUGAAAGCUUCUAAUACUUAUGGUGCUCUUCUCUGUAGUUAUGUGCGAGAGGGAUCAGUUGAGAAGGCUGAAGCCAUUAUGCAAGAAAUGAGACAGAUGGGUAUUGCUACUUCGACGUUUCCUUACAACGUGCUAAUUAACCUCUAYGCGCAGAUCGGACAGCACGAUAAGAUUGAUCUACUGAUUCAAGAAAUGGAAACGAAGGGAAUAGCUGAAGAUAUUUACACAGUUAGAAAUCUUUGUGCAGCUUAUGUUUCUAAGUCGGAUAUUUCUGGUAUGGAAAAGAUCCUGAAAAGGAUCGAGGAGGAUUCACAAUUCAAUGCUGAUUGGAGAGUUUAUUCAAUUGCUGCCAGUGGUUAUCUAUCAGCUGGGUUGGAGACAGAGGCUCUCUCCAUGCUGAAGAAAAUGGAGGAGAGGAUUCCACCUUAUCAAAAUAAAUCUGCGUUCGAGUUUCUUCUCUCGCUUUACGAGAGAACGGGUCGGAAGGAUGAWCUUUACAGAGUUUGGAGUACCUUCAAGCCAUCAAUCAGACAAAUGGAUGUGCCAUAUGCGUUAAUGAUCACAUCUCUUGCAAAGCUUGAUGAUGUUGAAGGGGCUGAAAGGAUCUUCCAGGAGUGGGAAUCACAGUKCACUGGCUAUGACUUUCGAGUCUUAAAUCGACUUCUGGUUGCUUAUUGCAGGAAAGGUCUUUUCGACAAGGCAGAAUUGGCUGUUAACCGAGCGGUUGUAGGAAGAACCCCAUACGCCAGCACUUGGAGUGUGUUAGCCAUGGGAUAUGCGGAACACAGACUCAUGAGCAAAGCAGUUGAGAUGUUAAAGAAAGCUAUGCUAGUCGGAAGGCAAGAUUGGAAACCAAACCUSGACACUUUGGAAUCGUGUUUAGAGUACUUGGAAGAACGAGGAGAUGCAGAAACAAUGGAGGAAUUAAUACAAUUAUGCAAAAGCUCGGGUACAAUAACGAAGGAGACGUACUAUAGAUUGCUGAGAACUUCCAUCGCAUGUGGAAAACCAGUUCUCAACAUUCUUGACCAGAUGAAGAUGGAUGGUUUUUCAGCCGACGAAGAAAUAGACAAAAUCAUGGGAACAACUAAGACGAACUUGUAGUCUUACAAUGCCUAUAGAUGAACUGCAGGAUCAGAAAAGAAAAUGUCAUGUAGCCAAUUUUUCUGUCUGUUCAUCUCAACCUGGUUCUUUAUUUAUAUCUCAAGAGAUAAUGUAGAAGGAAGAUGCUUGUAUCUGAGACUCGAGAGUGCAUUGCCAAGMUUAUUCCUCUGUUAGCAAUUUUAAAGCUUUAGUUUUUUUAUUUUUUAA
This is a messenger RNA of Momordica charantia (bitter melon), 2725 nucleotides long. Its product is annotated as pentatricopeptide repeat-containing protein At2g20710, mitochondrial. The record is from RefSeq and is a predicted model, not a curated record. Gene Ontology annotation, cellular component: mitochondrion. Gene Ontology annotation, molecular function: protein binding. NCBI's taxonomy places the organism in Eukaryota, Viridiplantae, Streptophyta, Magnoliopsida, Cucurbitales, Cucurbitaceae.